Xiphias gladius (swordfish) is the source of this 1986-nucleotide messenger RNA. RefSeq names its product magnesium transporter protein 1. NCBI's taxonomy places the organism in Eukaryota, Metazoa, Chordata, Actinopteri, Istiophoriformes, Xiphiidae. The transcript is spliced from 10 exons. The record is from RefSeq and is a predicted model, not a curated record. The coding region runs from base 96 to 1082 and encodes 328 amino acids. Gene Ontology annotation, cellular component: oligosaccharyltransferase complex.
AGAAGCAGAGUGACAGGUUCUGUGAUUGGCUGACAGGUGACCAAUAGUGAGCUGACAGGAGGCGGUCAAGCGUGGGGUCGGACCGCUGUUACAGAAUGUUUGGAAAACUUUUAAUUUCGCUGUUUCUCCUCUUCGUUUUCCACCAUUACCCAGCUGACGCUCAGAAGAAAAAAGAGACUCUGCUUUCAGAGAAGGUGACUCAGAUGAUGGAUUGGGCCUCCAAGCGUUCUAUCAUCAGGAUGAAUGGAGAUAAGUUUCGUCGCUUUGUCAAGGCUCCUCCCAGAAACUACUCAGUGGUCAUCAUGUUUACAGCGCUGCAGCCACAGAGACAGUGUGGGGUUUGCAGACAAGCUGAUGAGGAGUUCCAGGUGCUGGCUAACUCCUGGCGUUAUUCCUCUGCCUUUACUAAUAGAGUCUUCUUUGCAUCUGUCGAUUUUGAUGAAGGAUCAGAUGUCUUUCAGAUGCUGAAUAUGAAUUCUGCUCCAACCUUCCUCCACUUCCCAUCCAAAGGGAAACCUCGCAGAUCUGAUACCUAUGAGCUACAGGUCAGAGGCUUUUCAGCUGAGCAGCUAGCUAGAUGGGUGGCAGACAGAACCGAUGUGCAGAUACGUGUCAUUCGUCCUCCAAACUACGCUGGGCCUCUCCUGCUGGGCUUCCUCCUGGCUGUGAUAGGAGGACUGGCAUAUCUACGAAGACACAAUUUGGAGUUUCUCUUUAACAAGAAUGUCUGGGCCUUCUCUGCGCUGUGCUUUGUCCUGAUCAUGACUUCAGGCCAGAUGUGGAACCACAUCAGAGGACCACCUUAUGCACACAAGAACCCCAGCACUGGACAAGUUAGUUACAUCCAUGGCAGCAGUCAGGCCCAGUUUGUGGCUGAGACACACAUCGUCCUACUCUUCAAUGCUGCUGUUACCAUGGGAAUCAUGCUGCUGUGUGAGGCUGCCACUUCUGACAUAGACAUUGGAAAGAGGAAGAUUAUGUGUGUAGCAGGUAUUGGUCUAGUGAUGCUCUUCUUCAGCUGGCUGUUGUCCAUUUUCAGAGCAAAGUACCAUGGAUACCCGUACAGCUUCCUGAUGAGUUAGAGCUGACCACUUGAGAACAGGGAGUUCUGUCAACAAGUAGGGUGCUAUCCAGGGCAACGAUGCCACAUUACUGUUUCCUAAGCCAUGAUUUGUAUUCUGAUCAGUUGAGUUAAUAUAGUUGAAAGAGGAUAUGAAAUUUCCAGAGUAUCAACACCUUCUCCAGCUCCUUUGAUAUCUCCGCUCCAAUAAAAUCAUCACAGAACCUGCAGCUUCACCCACUAUGCUACUCUAUAACCUAUGGGCCUUCACCUGCUGGAGGUGUAUAUUCUUAACAUCAAACCAGAAUGCACCCUCACACACUCAGGUUUUGCUAUGAACCUAUUUGGAAUUGAAUAGUAUUUAGUACUAAUAGAUGGAGGGAUGGAAGUUUUAGAGUUUAUUUUUUCAAUAGUGGGGACAGUAUUACACCCCCCCCCCCAACUUGCUAAAUGAGAAAUUUGUCGUAAAAAAUGUUUAAUGAACUGAUAGAAAUUGGUAUUAGCUGGUUAUUGUCAAUCAAAUCAUCUGUACUAUAAAAAAAAAUGUAUUUGUAUUUAUCAGGUCACACGCUUGUUUGGUACACUAUACCUUUGUUCUUUCCAUCCUUAGUAGAUCUGCAGUGAGCGGGUAUUAUAAGUUAAAAUGGAAUAGGAGCAAAUGGCAAAAUAACAGUUCACACCACUUCUUAUUAAAGAUGAUUUUUAAUUGUUAAGAAAAAUGGCCUUAACCCCAGAGCGAGAUGAGAUUUCAUCCAUCAGAAUACUUAAUCAGAAGUAUAGGUUUUUUUUUCAGUUGUGUAAAAUCUGUUGUGUAAAACAUUUAAGUGCUUUCAAUGUUUGUGGUUGCCUUAUCAUGUUGUAUCAGGAGAAAAUAUUUGAUGAUCUGCGAUUUUUUUCUGACAUUAAAGUGCCUUAGCUACCGGUCA